Ornithorhynchus anatinus (platypus) is the source of this 1025-nucleotide messenger RNA. It is a transcript of the gene KCTD14, whose product is annotated as potassium channel tetramerization domain containing 14. Gene Ontology annotation, biological process: protein homooligomerization. The record is from RefSeq and is a predicted model, not a curated record. NCBI's taxonomy places the organism in Eukaryota, Metazoa, Chordata, Mammalia, Monotremata, Ornithorhynchidae. Bases 387 to 965 code for a protein of 192 amino acids. Gene Ontology annotation, molecular function: protein binding. The transcript has 2 exons.
CGGCGGGGUCACCUCCCCCGACUCCGGCCCCUUGCCGGCUUUCCCUCUCCUCCCCCUGCCUUCCCCCGCUCUCCCCGACUUCGGGAGGCCGGGCUUGGCGCUCGCGGGUCGUGGGUUCUAAUCCCCCACCCCGCCGGGUGACUCUAGACAGGUGGCUUCGCCCCUCCCCGCCCCCCCGGGCCUCGGUUCCCUCCUCCGGAAAAAAGGGGCGAAGCCCGGGGGCCCCAAGCUCCCGGUCCCCGACGCGGCGCUUCGAGCGGUGCUUGGCCCGUAGCGAGCGCUCAACGGAUGCCGCGUCGCCCGUGGUGGAGCUGAACGUGGGGGGCACGCUGUUCACCACCACCCUGGCCACGCUGACCAAGUACCCGGGGUCCAGGCUGGCCGCGAUGGCGACGGGCCCGGCCGGGGCCCCGACGGACCGCGAGGGCCGCCUGUUCGUCGACCGUCCGGGCGCGGCCUUCGGGCCCAUCCUGGAGUUCCUGCGCAGCGGGCGUCUGCCCUCGGAGGCCGUGCGCGAGGUCUACCGCGAGGCCCAGUACUACGCGCUGGAGCCCCUGGUCAAGCUCCUGGAGGAGGCGCCGCCCAUCUUCGGGGACCGCGUGGCCCGCCGGCAGUUCCUGCUGCGGGUGCCGGGCUACGGCGAGAGCCUGGAGCUGCUGAUCCGCGUCGCCCGGGCCGAGGCCGUGGCCGCCCGCGUGUCCGGCGUGGUGGUGUGCGCCCCGCGCACCGAGGAGGACGCCGCCCGCUGCCUGGACGCCCUGGCCCGCCUGGAGGCCGCCCGGCGCUCCGUCGUCAAGUUCGGGCCCUGGAAGGCCCCGCCGGCCGUCGCCGACCUGCUGGACUGCGUCCGCGGGGACGUCGAGGCCCGCGGCUACCGGGUGUCCUACCAGCCCUACGCGUCCGAGCUGGGCUUCCGCGGCAAGGCCGCCGACUGCUUCUUCCGCUUCGUCUUCACGUGGUGGUGAGCGCGGGGUCCGGCCUCGGGCGGAGGCGCCGCGCCGCAAUAAAGCCCCCGCCAGACCCGA